GCAAAUGCAAUGCCAAUGGCAACGACAAUGGCGUCUCCUCCUCCACAAUCACUGCUACGACUGCCACUGCUUCUCUUCCUCCUCACCACUCUCGCUCUCUCUUCUGCUUCUGCUACUGCUAAUUCAGUCUACCCCAAAGAAGCCCUUCCCACCAAGUCAGGCUAUCUAAGAGUCAACUCCACCACUCGCUCAUCCAUCUUCUACACUUUCUAUGAAGCUCAAAAUCCAACCAGCCCCUCCUCUCUUCCCCAAACCCCAAUUCUCAUCUGGCUCCAAGGCGGCCCCGGCUGCUCCUCCAUGCUCGCCAAUUUCUUCGAACUCGGGCCCUGGCUGCUCAAUCAGGAUGCCGUUCUCCACCCCAAUCCGGCCUCCUGGAACAAAAUGUUCGGCCUGCUCUUUCUAGACAACCCCAUCGGCACUGGAUUCAGCAUUGCCGCUUCCCCGCAGGAGAUCCCAAGAAACCAGUUCGAUGUCGCCAGGCACCUCUUUACAGCACUGAGGGAGUUCGUUGCCCUCGACAGCUCAUUCAGAACCAGGCCAAUCUACAUCACCGGCGAGAGCUACGCCGGGAAGUACCUUCCGGCCCUCGGGUAUUACAUUCUGAAGCAGAACCCCCUCCUGCCGAGGGCGAGCAGGAUCAAUCUGGCCGGCGUGGCCAUCGGAAAUGGAUUGACCGACCCCGAGAUCCAAGUGGCCACCCACGCCGUGAACUGCUACAAUUUGGGGCUGAUCAAUGAAAAGCAGAUGGCCCAAUUGGAGAAGCUUCAGUCGGAGACGAUUGGGCUGAUCAGAAGGGAGAGAUGGGGCGAGGCUGGGGAUGCAAGAAAUAGAGUGCUGAACACGCUGACCAACAUGACUGGGUUGGCCACGCUGUAUGAUUUCAGGAGGCUGACCCCGUACCCGAACAGGGUGGUGGUGAGGUUCUUGAACAAUGCGGAGGUGAAGAGGGCGCUGGGGGUGGAGGAGUCGGCGGUGUUCCAGCUGUGUAGCCCUGAGGUGGGGGAUGCACUGCACGAUGAUGUGAUGAAGAGUGUGAGGUUCAUGGUGGAGUUCUUGGUGAGGGAGACGAGGGUGCUGCUGUACCAGGGGCAGGCCGACUUGAGGGAUGGGGUGAUGUCGACGCUAUCCUGGGUGAGGAUGAUGAGGUGGGAGGGGAUCCGUGGGUUCCUGGAGGCUGAAAGGAAGGUGUGGAGGGAGGGUGAGGGUGGGGGUCUGGCUGGAUAUGUGCAGAGAUGGGAGAAGUUAAGCCAUGUGGUGGUGAUGAAUGCAGGCCAUCUUGUGCCUACUGAUCAGCCUGCCAACUCCCAGGCCAUGAUUCAAGAUUGGGUUCUGGAGAAGGGAUUGUUUGCAGGAGGAAAAGAAUGAUGAGGAUGACCAUCACCAUGCCCAUUGAUUUGCUAGAGGUUUCAUUGUGUUGACGUUGGUUCAAUUGUCAUUGGAUUUGAUUUGAAUUGUUAGUUAUUUGCUUUCCAACUCUUGUUGUUGUUGUUGUUGUUUCCUGAUGAUAGAAAGAAAGAAUAAGAUUAACAGUAGAGAAUGUAUUAUGUUCUGUGAUAGCUGAAUAAUGACAAUGAAUCAGAUAGCAUAGCAACCCCAUUGAUAGUGUUUUCCCUUUCCCUUUUCCUCGUCUUGUCUUCUGGCCGGUUGCAUAUCCAGUGCAAGGAUUAGUAUGCUAUGCUAUGGUGCCACUCAGUAUUCUAAUCAAAAUCAAAAUCAGCAGCAAUAAGGUUUGUCCUAGAUAGAUAGAUAGAUAGAUAGAUAGAUAGAUGAUCCCAGAGCAAAGAUUGUCUUGCACUGCUUCUUCCAUCAUCUGUUUCUUUCCUUCCUUCUUCGGAGCUAAAAAGAUUGUGAUGGAUGGUGCCAACAACAGAUUUAUACCACAAACUUUAGUCGCCUCUCUUACUUAUUACAUGGAUGUUAUACUAGAAUUCAAUAACAAGGGCUUCAGAAUUCUAACAAAAACUGCUCAAGCAAACAACUCUGAAUUUCAUUGGAUGCACCUCUUUAACUUUAAGCAUCAUCGAUGGAUGCCAACAACUUCUUUCCCACGGAGUAUUAAAUUAUGUUCCAUAUUGAAACCAUUCUUGAAGGUGGUGUUAAGAAACAAUUCAAGAAUGUUGUAAAUCAGGAUUACGUCAUGUGCAACACACACAAAAUAAUACUACUACUCUAGUAAGAAAUUUAAAUGAAGAAACCCACAAGAUAUUGGCUUAUUGUAAAUUGGGGAUAAUAAGCGCAAUUGGCAUCUUGAGAUUCGUAUUGUUUUUAUUUAUUUAUUGUUAUAGAGACAGACAACUCAAUUCUCACGCACUCUCUCUUUCCAUCGUCUCUCAAAAUUUAUACAAGUUCGAUUUAGCCGUGACCGCCUUCCUCCUCCUCUUCGCGGAUGCGCCGCCUAUGACUAAAUACGACGUCGUGUUCGUGUAUAUGACUCUGUACUAACUACUAAACAGACCGACAAUUGAUUUUCCCAUCCUCGUUUUUGUCUUUCCUUUCCUUUCCUUUUCUUUCCUUUCCUUCCAAAUUCCUAAAUCCCUAAUCAAGAAAGACCCUGCACCAUGGGGUCGCCUGUGGUAACCCCCGAGGACGUGCUGGAGACUCUCAUGAACGACGGCACAAUUGACGCCAUCCGACUCAAGAUCAUCAAUCAACUCAAAGCCAAUGGCUGCAUGGAUUUUUGCUCUGAAAAGGGAUUGAGAAGAACAUGGCUGAAGAAUUUCCAUGGUUCAUAGAAAAUCUGAAAGAUCUAGUGAUUCAUAGCCUGUAGUGUGGACAGAGUAAAGGCAAAGAAGAUAUUUCGAUACAUGUUCUGCUUACAAGAGGAGCUAAAGAGUAACACAAUAAAAAUGGUGGAGCAAAGUAAGGUUCUUAGCACU
Andrographis paniculata is the source of this 2876-nucleotide messenger RNA. Its product is annotated as serine carboxypeptidase-like 50. The transcript has 3 exons. The record is from RefSeq and is a predicted model, not a curated record. Bases 10 to 1365 code for a protein of 451 amino acids. NCBI's taxonomy places the organism in Eukaryota, Viridiplantae, Streptophyta, Magnoliopsida, Lamiales, Acanthaceae. Gene Ontology annotation, molecular function: serine-type carboxypeptidase activity. Gene Ontology annotation, biological process: proteolysis.